AUGAAAGACGAGCCUAGGGAAACCACUGCUCGUGCAGGAGAUGCAGGAGCAGGGGCGGCAGGUGGGGCGGCAGGUCGGGCGGAAGGAGGGGCGGCAGGAGGGGUGGCAGGAGGGCCAGCACGUGGGGCGGCAGGGGUUGGAGCUUCUGUACCAAAGGCUGGGGAACGAAGAUCAAGUGCGGUGAAGAGGAAAGAAAGGACGGUGGAGGAGAUUAAAGAGCGGUACUAUGAGGUUACCAAGAAGCUUCUUGCAUCACGAGCAGCAGCAGGCGAGGAGGUGCCAAUGGGACUGUUGCCUAAGGACGGCUACAACAUGCGUGCUGAGGUGGAGCGCAAGACCCUGCUGGCCGCACAGCUGGCGCUGACUAGACGCCAGCUGGCAGAGGAGGAGAAGCUGGCGCCUUCUCCUCCUCUGCCAGCUGGCGCCUUCUCCUCCUCUGCCAGCUGGCGCCUUCUCCUCCUCUGCCAGCUGGCGCCUUCUCCUCCUCUGCCAGCUGGCGCCUUCUCCUCCUCUGCCAGCUGGCGCCUUCUCCUCCUCUGCCAGCUGGCGCCUUCUCCUCCUCUGCCAGCUGGCGCCUUCUCCUCCUCUGCCAGCUGGCGCCUUCUCCUCCUCUGCCAGCUGGCGCCUUCUCCUCCUCUGCCAGAUGGCGCCAAAGCCAUCCUCCGCCUCUCCAAGGCGCCAGCUGGCAGAGGAGGAGAAGGCGAGGCCUCCAUUCCCCUUUCUCCCACACUCUCCUCUCGAGCCCCACCCGCAGCAGCAGUCACUCCUCUGCAAGACUCCCACGUGGCACCCCCAUCUGUGCCCGCAUCAGCGUCCACGUCAGCAGCUGCCCAUGCUGACGUGGUGCCAGCUCACGCGCCCGAGCGGACACGUCAGCACGCGGUGUCAGCAGGAGGGGGAAGUUCCCGGGGCGUCCUUGCUGCUCCGGUGUCAGCCCAGGCUGGGAAUGCGAGAGUGCCGCGUGUGUUCGUGAGAGGUCCGCGACUGGCCUCCACCCUCCUCGCCUCCACCACCACUGCUGGCGCUCGAAUGGCCAAGCGUAUUGAAAACACGCUUCAAGAGCUGGGGGUGCCCCUAGCACCCCAUGUGCCCACGCGGGAGGUGUGUGCGGAGUAUGUUGCGCUUAGGAAAGAGGUGGUUGCGCUGCUGAACCUGCAGAAGAAGGUACACUGGAAGGAAAACGAGCUUACUCUUUUAAAGGAAAGCCUUCAAAAGGAGACAGGGGGUGGGGGAGGCGGAGGUGGGGGAAAGGGUGUUGCAGGUGGGGGGAAGGGAGUGGCUGGGGGAGGGAAGGGGGUGGCUGGGGGGGCGAAGGGCGCAGGAGGGGCAACAGGGGGAAGCAAAGGGGGAGGGAAGGGGGGAGGGGGAGGAGGAACAGUGAAGGGAGGAGGAGCAGGAGGAGGAGGAGGAGGAGGAGGAGGAGGAGGAGGAGGAGGAGGAGGAGGAGGAGGAGGAGGAGGAGGAGGAGGAGGGGUGGGGGGAGGAGGAACAGAGAAAAGGGUCCGACUUGAUCUAAGCUCUCGCCCCCUCGCUUCCUUUGCCCCAUCGUCCCCGCAUCGUCCCCGCAUCGUCCUCGCAUCGUCCCCGCAUCGUCCCCGCAUCGUCCCCCCAUCGCCCACUACCUGCCCUCCCCUCGUAUUCCUCCCUUUUUCCCACCGUUUCCCUUUCCCCUUCUUCCCCCGUGCUCCCUCUCUCCUCCCUCUCUAG
Molecule: messenger RNA, 1707 nt
Organism: Closterium sp. Naga37s-1
Lineage: Eukaryota; Viridiplantae; Streptophyta; Zygnematophyceae; Desmidiales; Closteriaceae
Source: the annotation of a GenBank genome assembly